Molecule: messenger RNA, 2133 nt
Organism: Andrographis paniculata
Lineage: Eukaryota; Viridiplantae; Streptophyta; Magnoliopsida; Lamiales; Acanthaceae
Product: probable folate-biopterin transporter 3
Exons: 5
Coding region: 336-1817 (493 amino acids)
Cellular component (GO): membrane
Source: RefSeq, a predicted model, not a curated record
AUUUUUAAAUAAACCCUUCUGACAGCUACGGUGAGAUCCCGCGAUCUGCGACUCCGGAGCCAUCUCGAGUCGCCGUCGCCGCCGCCGCAGCCGUCUUCAACUCCGAUCUCGAAACUGUGAUUGCAGAAGAGACUGCGCUUCCGAUUAGCAUCAUCUCUCUGCUUAAUUCCAAGUUUUCAGUCUUCAAUUUCACUAAAUUUGCGCAAAGCCACUUUUCAACUCCAGAAACCCUAAAUCUCGACGCGUUUUUCGUUUUUUGGUAAAUUACCACACGUCAUGGUUCGGAAUUGCGGCUUUUUUCGUCAAUAAUCUGCAAUUAUUCAUUGAUUACGCGAAUGGAUCAAGGUGAGAAAUCGGCGCUCCAGGAAAAACCGGCGCCGAAGCGCGGGAUUUUGGGGGUGAUUUUCAGUCCUUUCAAGUGGUUGAGGAAGCUGAGCGAUGAACUGCACUGGAGCUUCGUGUUGGGAGUAGUGAUCGUGUACGGAAUCAAUCAGGGGCUGGCUUUAGGUCUGAGCAAAGUGAGCACGCAGUACUACAUGAAAGAUGAGCAGAAAUUGCAGCCGUCGGAAGCUCAGGUGUUCCAUGGAAUGAUCAUGAUGCCAUGGAUUGUGAAGCCUCUGUGGGGCCUUCUUACAGACGCUGUUCCAAUCUCCGGACAGAGAAGGCGGCCUUAUUUCAUCCUCGCCGGAAUCAUUGGCUCCGUAUCCAUGAUUAUUCUAUCUCUGGAAAAGAACAUACUCCUCGGAUUCGCACUUCUACUUCUAAUGUCUGGAAGCGCUGGUGCCGCCAUAGCAGAUGUGACUAUCGAUGCCUGUGUGACCGAGAACAGUAUUGGCCAUCCUUCUCUUGCCGGGGAGAUGCAAAGCUUGUGCGGAUUGUGCUCGUCUGUUGGCCAAUUGAUCGGAUAUGCAAUCAGUGGCUUUCUUGUUCAUUUAAUUGGAUCCAAGGGCGUGUUUGGAGUUCUAAGUAUUCCAGCGGGACUGGUGAUUUUGGUUGGAAUAAUAAUACAGGAUCCAUUGAUACGCAAUGCUUCUUACAAGCGAAUUAGUCAGAAAUUUUUAGAUGCUAGUCGCGAUAUGUGGAUGGCUCUAAAAUGCCCUGCAGUUUGGAGGCCGUGUUUGUACAUGUACGUGUCGCUAGCCAUGAGUCUCCACAUUCAUGAAGGCAUGUUUUAUUGGUACACCGAUGCGAAAACUGGCCCCUCUUUUUCCCAGGAAGCUGUCGGGUCUAUAUCAGCUGUAGGGGCAGUCGGGGCUCUCCUAGGGGUACUUCUCUAUCAAAAUGCUUUCCGGAACCACCCUUUUCGCCGAGUCCUUUUCUGGGCUCAAUUGCUGUAUGGUGCAUCGGGAAUGCUAGACUUAAUACUCGUUUCUCGUUUAAACUUAAUCUUCGGUGUGCCCGACUAUUCUGUCGUCGUGUUAGAUGCAGCUGUUUCUCACAUGAUCGGGCGCCUGAAAUGGCUGCCCCUUCUUGUUCUGAGCUCUAAGCUGUGUCCCUCGGGUAUCGAAGGCACAUUCUUCGCCCUACUAAUGUCGAUCGAUCAUAUAGGUUCGUUUUCGGCAGCGUGGGCCGGAGGGCUUCUGCUACACAGCCUAAAUGUGACGAGAACCUCAUUCGAUAAUCUUUGGAUCGCUAUUGUGAUAAGGAGUGUUUUCCGGAUUCUUCCGGUCGGGAUUCUGUUUCUGAUCCCGAGCAGCGACCCUAACACGGCUAUACUUCCUCCAGAGAUGCUGAGAUCUAAGAAGGGUAAUAACACGACAGAGGCUAAUAAUGUGGUCGAAAUGGCGCCGCUCGUUGAUAUAAUCAACGACGACUGAUUGACCAUGCAAGUUUUGCUCAACUUCGCUGGGAUGUAUGUUUCAGACAACCAAACAGAAUCGAACAUCGGUGAAGAUCCCGCAUAGAUGGGUAAAAGUAAGCACUUAUUUCUACCCGAUCCUUACUGUUACCCGGGAAAUGUAACAUUCAUUGAUUACUUACUAUCCCUUUGUAUCAGCACAUAUUUGUAACAAUAUCGCAUUUGUAAUGCAGCAGUUGUCUAACCGAAUCUAGUUCGACUUUUACUAUGUAUCAAUAAGUUGUAACCGACCGGAUUUAUUCAUGACAAUGGUAGCUGUUUUAACCAUUCCUUGA